UCAACUGAUUAACGUUGGUUUGAGAAGUCCGAGCAAAUAAACCCAACACAAUACAAAAACAAAUAAUGAGUUUUAAAAGAAUUUUCGUGGAACAUCUUCAAUAUUUUUAUUACGAUUUAUCAGACGACUCAGACAUAUCACUAACCCGCUAUAAUUAAUGUUUAUAGUGGGAAUUAAAUUGACGAUCUCGAAUUUGUUCGCGAAAUCUACCUUACCUGGUUGAGGCCAUACCAGGGUUCUUAUCUACUUAUCUUUCAUACGCAAUACUUAGUUGCCUGAGAUAUGGAAAUAGUGGAGAAUUUGAAGAUUUUUCGUGAUAGAUUGAAUUAUCAUGAUGUUUUGUAUUGUUUUGUGUCCAGCAGUACCUAAUCCGAUCGCAAAAAACGUAGGGGUGAGUAGGGUGCAACAAAUAUAAUAAAUGUCUAUACCGGAAACCAACGCUGAGAUUAGGAUAAUUAUAGAACCAUUACCUCCAGAACCGAACCAAGUGCAGGAUCAAGCGAAGAAUGAUACACCGGUAGAAAUAAACAAUGCCCCUCCUGAAAGGAUCACCCAAGUCUUAUCAGGCAUGCAGCAGGCCUCUGAGAUCACAAGCCUACCAACACCUCCUCAAAAUAACCAACAUUCUUCACAGUCUGCGAACUUACCAUUGAGUCCUCCCCCAUACUCCGAACUUCCAAUAUUUACAAUACCAACGACGAAUCAUGAAGGAUUGAUAUACGACCCUCCACCUCCCUACGACCCCACGAUGAGACGUGAAGCCUUCGACCCUAUAGAUUUCCCCUAUCAGGGUUACCAACAGAAUAGAACGUCGUCGAGGUUUGAAUGCAAGCCGGAUACUCUAGUGCCUCUAGGAUUUUGCUACUGCACAUUGGAACAAUUGAUCGUUACCUUAGCUAUUUUGGGAACCUUUUUGUUCUUAGGUUUAGGGCGGAUUUCUUGAAGUUGUGGAUAGUUUUGUUACUUAAUUUUAGGAAUUAUAUCUCACCUGUUAUAUUUUUUAUAUUUUAAAAUCGACUGCCAGAGCAAGAUGUAAAUAUGUAUUCGAAAACGGAAGUUUUGUAUGUCAAUAUGCAAUAAAUGCGAUAGAGAAUGUGA
Messenger RNA from Coccinella septempunctata (seven-spotted ladybird), 1098 nucleotides. RefSeq lists its product as uncharacterized. The transcript is spliced from 2 exons. The coding region runs from base 419 to 943 and encodes 174 amino acids. NCBI's taxonomy places the organism in Eukaryota, Metazoa, Arthropoda, Insecta, Coleoptera, Coccinellidae. The record is from RefSeq and is a predicted model, not a curated record.